This is a messenger RNA of Loxodonta africana (African savanna elephant), 3727 nucleotides long. RefSeq names its product proline rich transmembrane protein 4 (gene PRRT4). The record is from RefSeq and is a predicted model, not a curated record. The coding region runs from base 1 to 2709 and encodes 902 amino acids. NCBI's taxonomy places the organism in Eukaryota, Metazoa, Chordata, Mammalia, Proboscidea, Elephantidae. The transcript has 4 exons.
AUGGCAGGUCGUGGCUGCCUGGGGCUGGGGAUCUUCUGCUGGGCCCUGCUGGCCGUCCCUGUGGGCCCCCAGCUUGCCUCUCCCGUCCCUGGUGUCCCUCUCACCACCCUGGGCCCCCCACCCCAGAGUGAGGUCUCAGUGCUGUCGCUCAACCUGGGACUUAACUUCAAAUUCCACCUUCGGAGACCUGCUGCUGCCUGGGGCAGCCCUGUCACAGAGACCCAGCGGCUGUCCCCCAGGCUGGGCCAGGAGCUGGAGGAAGAGGUGGCCAGUGGGUUGAGGACGGACCCCCUCUGGGAACUUCUGGUGGGCUCCCCCAGGAACUCUCCCCCAGAGUGGGGCUCUGCUGAAGGCAGCUCUCUGCCCUGGGCCUCCUCCCUGCCGCUGGUGUCCAAGUCCCCCUUCUCUGGGCCCCCGGGCCAGCCCACGGCUCCCUAUCAGCCCCGGAUGGGCACUGUGACCUGGGGCACUGCCCUGACAGCGACGGCGCCUCCAUUCAGUGCCCCCAGGCCCCACCAGAGUGAGCUGGAGUUGAAGUUUGACGUGGCACUGAGAGCGGGUGCAGCCCCCACACUCGGGCACCGGACGCUGCCCCUGCUGCCCAGCCUGCGGGCCAGCCUGGCGGAGAUUGCUGGGCGCCUGGGUCCCUUUGGGUUCUUUGGCACUACUCAAUCCCCACUCCGGAACUUCUCAGGCCCAAGCCCCCAGAACGCAGCUACACCCCUAAGCUUUGCCUCCGGAGUUUCAGAAUCUCCAGGGUCCUUUGGCACCUCUCUGUCCCCGUCCCUACACCCCCUGGAGAGGAAGCUCUCAAGCCCAAGCCUGCUAGACCCAGCUGCUUCCCUGAGCUCUGCUGCAAUUGCAAGAGAGUCCCUGGUCCCCACCAUCCCCACCUCUGCCACCUCGGGCCCAGAUGACUCCUCUCCCGCCAGCCUCGGGAACCCGUCGGUGCAGCCAGAGUGUGGGCCGGAGUCUUGCGGCAUCAGAGGAUCGCCUGGUCCGGAGGCGCAGCCCCCUGCAGCGCCGCUGCGGCUCUUCUUGCUGACUCUGGAGGCCGACUGGGCGGAAGCCAGGGCUCGUUGGGGGCUGGCCUGGGAGGCCCACGUGUACGGGGUGGGUGCGCUCUUCGGCCUGGUGGCUCUGCUGGCGCUGCUGUCUCUGGCCCUCUUGCCCUGGCGCUGCCCGCCCGGCGCGCCCUGCCUGGCGCUGCUCGACCUGCUCCUGCUCUCGGCUGGGACCACACGGGCCUUCCCGCUCUUCUACGACGCUUACGGGCACCGCGCCCGACUGCCUGCGCUCGCCUGGCUGCUGCUGCAGGACCUCCCGCUACCCUGCCUGGCCGCGGGCCUGGGGCUGGCCUGCCUGCUGCUGGCCCGGCCGCGUCCGCCCCGGUGCCCGGGCGGCUUAGCCGCGCUGCUGCUCCUGGGGCUAGGGCUGGCGGCCGCUGCCGCCCUAGGGAGCGCAGUGCACCGCCCACUGCGGCCCCUGAGGCUCGCUGCCCGCGGCUUGCACGCCCUCAUGGCCGUCCUGCUCUCGGGGCUCCUGCUGGCGCUUUCCUGCUGGCGGGGCCGGCGGCGGCGGGCCGGGGCGCCCCUGGGGGGAUCCGGCUUCAAGGGCGCCACCCCUCUGCGGCAGGCGCGUAGUCCUUUCGCCCCGCGGGAGUCCUGGCGGCGUGCGGCGCGCACCGCGCCGGUGGCGGGCACCUUCGGGCUGCUGAGCGGAGCCCUGCAGGGCUAUGAGGUGCUGCACGCUCUGGGCUAUGGCGGCCAGCCAGGCCUGGAGGGGCCCUGGCCCUGGUGGGCCUUCCAGCUGGGCUUGCGCCUGGGCGAGGUGGGCGUCGCGCUGCCCUUGGCUUUACUGGGCCUCUACCCCGCGCUCUGCAGCCCUCGCGUGCCCCCUCCCUGCUGGGCCAAGCUCUUCCGCCUGUCCCCGGGUCACGCGGCUCCGCUGCUGCCGCGUGGCUGGGGCACUGGGCUCCCGGACAAGGAGCCCCCGGGUAGCGGUAUCGCGCGCGGCGAGGCGGAGCUGCUGCAGCUCUGCGCUCUGGCUGGCCCGGGCCCAGACCUCCUCCUCCAGGGAGGCGGCUGCCGGGGAUUCGAGGGCUCGGCCGCCCACCCGGCCCCUUCGCCCGCCUCUUCGCCCUGCAGCGACUGCACCGUGGACCUCCAGCCGCCCUCCCCGAUCAACCUGCGGCGCAGCAUCGAGGAGGCCCUCUGCAGCGAGGCCCUGCUGGCACCAGGCCUCUUCCAGGGCCCUGCCUUAGGGGAAGCCCUGCCUGGCCUCGACCUCUACCGCACGGUCUUGCUCGGUGCCAAGGCCGGAACCGCGCCCAGCGGAAGGCAGGAGGCUCCUGGAUGCCCCGCAUCCCCAGAGCCGCCCUCCCCCGGGGCCUGGCCUGCUGGUAGCAGUGUCUCCUCAGGCUCCCCGUACGGACUCUCACGGGACAGCUCGUCCAUGCUGCUCUGCUCCAGCCCGGACAGGCCCCCUCGCUGUCCUCUCGUCUGCAUCCUCGGCCCCCCGCGACCCUCAGCAAGCAGCCCCAGCCUCCCGGCCUCAGGGUCCUAUCAGGCCCUGACUCCCCCCUCCCGCGACUCCCCAGAGCCUGUCCCUGAGCUGCAGGCUGAGGAAGCCUUGCUGCAGGAGCAAUUCCUGGACGCCUGUCGACAGAUCGACGAGCUUAGCGUCGGCAGCGAUACCAUAGACCUGUGAAGGGGCGGCCCCUCGCUGCCCCGCCGUGCGCCCCCUUCUGGCGCCGCCCCGCCCGAGACCUGCACACUGUAACCCUCUCCAGUCCCGCCUGGCUCGCUCUCCCCGCCUCCUUCCUCAUCCAGGGGCCCUGGGUGGGCGAUAGACGGGGCGGUCAGCAGCCAGGCUCUAGUGACUGGGGUUUAGUGCCACCUUCUCUGGAGCCCUGGGCGCGGAUGCCCGAAGCUGCAAUUCUGGGCUGGCAGGGGUCCCACUGUCCUUGGCAUUCACCAGCAAUAAAUCUCCAAGGUGCUCCACUCCUGACCACCCCUCCCCACUCUGGUGCUGAGAGAGAGGGGCUGUCUUCAGAAGACCUCCGACCUGCCUCAGUUCCCACGCCCAACUCCACCUGUGUGAACGCAACUCCCUGUCCUCCAAGUGACCCCUCCCCACAGAGGGGCUUGUGGCCCACCUAGGAGACAUUACAGCAGUUGGUGGGAGGGGAGUGCUUUCAGAGUUAAUUUAUCAAUAAAAUAUUUUCAGAGGAGAAAGCUCUGACCUUGGAAAGGCUUAGAUGAGGUGACAGUGCCAAAGGUGGAAGAGAAGCUGCUUUUGGGUGGGUGGGUCCACCUCAGACCCUAGCAACCUGGACUCCUGACAGGACAAAGGACUCUUGUCCUGUGGCUGUGAUUAGUGAGGGUCCUGGGAGAAGCCCUUGAAACACCCUUCUGACUCCCUGGAAAGUGGCUUUUUGUGGCAAUGGAACACAGCCGCUGAGAGACAAGGCAGAAGCUCCAGCCCACAGUGGAAAUGCCUGAGUUCAUGGGAGCCUGGCUUCAGUUCCUGGUGGACAGCUGGUGAGGCACUAACCAGUUGCCAUGGAGUUGACUCUGACUCGUGAUGACCCCAUGCGUGUCAGAGUAGAACUCUGCUCCACAGGGUUUUCAAUGGCUGGUUUUUGGGAAGUAGAUCUCCAGGCCUUUCUUCCGAGGUGCCUCUGGGUGGACUCAAAACUCCAAACUUUCAAACUUCAAAGCUUUGA